ACAAGCGAAUAUAGAACUAGGGUUUUUCGAAGCUAAAGCCUCAAAGGAGAAGCUGCUCGACUCACUUUUUUUCUGGGGCCAACUGUUUCUUGCUAUAGAACUCGUUGAAUAUGGCAGAGGCAGAUGAGUACCGUUGCUUUAUUGGGAAUUUAUCAUGGACGACAUCCGACAGGGGCUUAAAGCAGGCAUUUGAGAAGUUUGGCCAUCUUGUGGAGGCAAAGGUUGUGCUCGACAAGUUUUCAGGCCGCUCGCGUGGUUUCGGCUUCGUUUCAUUCGAAGAAGAGAAAGCUAUGGAAGAAGCCAUCGAAGCAAUGAACGGAAUGGAUUUGGACGGAAGGUCGAUUACUGUUGAUAAAGCCCAGCCCAACCAGGGCGGCGGCGGUGGUGGUAGAGACCGUGAUGGUGGUGACAGAGACCGCGAUAGUGGCCGUGACCGCGAUAGGGGUCGUGACCGCGACAGAGGCGGCGGUGGUGGGCGUGGCUCCGGUGGUGACUGUUUCAAAUGUGGAAAGCCGGGGCAUUUUGCUAGGGAGUGCCCCUCCGGCGAAGGGGCCAGAGGUGGAGGCGGAGGUAGUAGGUACGGUGGAAGGGAUGACAAAUACGGUGGUGGUGGUGGGAGCCGCCAUGGCCCUGAUCGUAAUGGAGAUAGAGAUAGAGAUAGAGAUAGGUAUGGCGGCGGCAGUGGUGGUGGUGGUGGACGGAGCAGAGACUCUGGUGGUGGUCGUAGUGAUAAGUAUAGCCGUGAUCGAUCUGGACCAUACGAGCGUCGGUAGCUUAUGUUCAUGAUAGGUGCUGCAUUAAUGAUAUUUUACGAGUGUGGGAGGACUACUACAAGAUCUCGGUGCUUUCGUAUUUUGACAUCUUUCCUCCUAAACUAAGUUUAUUCGACUCUCCUAAACUAAGUUUGUUCAAUUAUGUACUUGGAUCUCUUACAAUUUCGAACUUUGUUAUCCUUGUUUUGAUUACUGGUUAUUAGUUCUUGUCUGUUUAAUGUUC
Erythranthe guttata (spotted monkey flower) is the source of this 996-nucleotide messenger RNA. Its product is annotated as glycine-rich RNA-binding protein RZ1A-like. Gene Ontology annotation, molecular function: RNA binding; zinc ion binding. The record is from RefSeq and is a predicted model, not a curated record. Lineage: Eukaryota; Viridiplantae; Streptophyta; Magnoliopsida; Lamiales; Phrymaceae.